Molecule: messenger RNA, 447 nt
Organism: Trichomonas vaginalis G3
Lineage: Eukaryota; Parabasalia; Trichomonadida; Trichomonadidae
Exons: 1
Coding region: 1-447 (148 amino acids)
Source: RefSeq, a predicted model, not a curated record
AUGGCUUUGCAGGACUUCGUGAAACACUUCGAUAGAUUCUAUCUCUGCUUGAGAACAGAUAACAGAUACCACUAUACAAUGAGAACUUCUUUCAAGGCUGGUUCUAAAUACAAAGUUAAUGAUGGAUCUGAAUACUUGACACAGUGGAAAUUGACGUUUUCAAAGCCAACGAAUAUGUAUAUUCUUUACGAGAAGAACGCUGUUGAAGGAUUGCAUCAACUCGUAAUGAAGAAGUCUAAAGAGAAAGUGUCACAUUUGUACCAAGGCGAUAAAUGUUUCCACGACGCUCCAUUUAGAAACAUGGAAGUUUCUAGCUGGAUUUACAAUGUCACGGAUAUCGAUGAACCUUGGUGGGUUGUUCCUUACGUCGUCGAUGGACCUGUCGACUGCGAUGUUUGUAUUCAAAUAUGGACAGAUAACGAAAUAGGAUAUGAAGAAGUUUUGUAA